AUUUAUUUAUUUACAAUAUUUAAAUGUCAUUGCAUCAAUAAACUAUAAUUUUAGUUUAAUUUUUUUAAAUGUCCGUCAAAACAAAUAAAUUGGAGAAAGGAAUAGAAAAUGUUAAUACAAGGAAAAUAAAUUUACCAAACGGUACUGGAAAUACUUUGUUCUGUAAUAUUUAUUAAGAUUACAAGCUUCUUUUUCGAGGAUUAUAAUUUCAACUUUUAUAUUUGACUGAGUCGUUUUAUAGGGUAUAUUGGUAAUUACACUUAUUUUCGGAAUCGAUAAAUUUAUUUGUCAACCUCUGAGCAUGCUCCAGAGUUUGCAAAAUUAACAUCCCCAUGCUACACCCCUGAAUGUGGGUAGAUCAAUGGAUUGUUCUAAUCAAUAUGAAGAUCGUGCAAUUUACAACUAUCCUAAAUUUACUACAAUGAAUAUCCAAUAGUGAACUUAAUUUUUUGUUGCAAUAAAACCAGUUUUAAGAGAGUUAACAGUAUGGAAAGUCAAUUAAAUGUGAUAAAUUGUGAUUUGUGGAUACCAACUGGUCAAAUAAGUCUUAUUAUAGUUUAUUGUAUGUAGGUCUGUUUUAAUAAAAUGCAAACUUUACGAAAGAAAACAAGCCCUUUAAAAUAUAAAAAUGAAACGACUAGGUUUUUGGGAGAUGGGGUGAGCUUCAAAGCAAAGUUAAUAGGUAUUUUAGAAGUAUCAGAAGCUAGAGGAGAUAGAAUGUGUCAAGAAGCUUUGUCUGAUUUAAAAAUAGCCAUAAGGGCAGCUGGUGAACAUAAGCAAAGGAUUACUAUUAAUAUUGCAAUUGACGGAUUGAGAUUGAGGGAUGAGAAAACUGGUGACUCACUGUAUCACCAUCCAGUACACAAAAUAUCAUUUAUAGCCCAAGAUAUGAGUGAUUCUCGAGCGUUUGGUUAUAUUUUCGGUUCGCCUGACACAGGACAUCGUUUUUUUGGUAUCAAGACAGAUAAGGCUGCAAGUCAAGUUGUUAUAGCUAUGAGAGACCUGUUUCAAGUCGUUUUUGCUCUAAAGAAAAAAGAAAUUGAAUUAGCAAAGCAACAUUUAGAUAAAUCUUAUUAUCCAACAUCUCCUUUGUUUUCUGAUAGCUCCAGUUCGAAAUUGCAGAGUGUUCCUAACGUGAGUAUAAAAUCGUCAAUAGAAGCGAAGGUGAAUAGUAAUACAAGUGAAUCAAAAUCCACUGGAACGGCUGUAGCUGAUUUAGUUGAUUUAGAAUUAGAAUUAAAUAGUUUACAACAGGGUUUGAAUCAAAUGGAAAAAAUCACCCCGUCAGAUCCGUUUGGAUCCAAGGAUGAUCCAUUUGGUGACAGUUUCAUAAGUUAUCCUCCUAAACCUAUGCUACCCCCUCCGCCGUCUACAGGUCGAGAACGUACUAGUCGCGUUUCGGAAACCAGUAGCAUCUUCAGUCCCAAAACUCCACAUACUGGUACAACCAUAGAUUCAGAUAAAAAAAAAGAUUUCUCAUUCACUCAAGAUCUUAGCAGUUCUCACGAUGAACCGAGUAGCGGUGAUUGGUUCACCCCUUCAGCUGGAAAUAGUAUUUUUGAAGAUUCCACUUCUAUUCAGGAGCCUUCCAAAGACGAAAAACACGAGCAAACCAAACAGGAAAUUUUGUCGCAAUUUGAUGUGUUUACAGAACUGGAUCCACUAGAACUCAAAAAUCCACCAAAAAAAGUGCUAAAUGAGAUGGUUAACUCUUCACAAGAUCAGAGUUUGUUUACAACAACCCUAAAUCAAACUACUGCUAAAUCAUCAGUCACCAUCACGACUUCAGCUCCGCCUACACAGAACGUUUAUUCGUUAGAUCCUUUCGGUGAAGAUCCCUUUGUUAAGGAAGACCCUUUUGCCGAUUCAGACUUUUCGAAACAGGAUCCAUUCGAAACAGAAUUCAGCAACUUUAAAAAGGAAACCGUAUUUCAAAGUAAUUUAUCUAAAUCGCCGAGGAGUUGUGCUUUAUCAUUAUUAAGUAACUCUCCUAACACGAAGAGUCUUUCAAAGCAAAAUACUAUUGAUGUCGAUAAGUUGACACAGUUUCACGACAACGCUAGCUUGGAAAUGUCUUCAGAAAGCGAGAGCGCCCCCGAGCCUCCACCAAGACCAACGAAUCAACUACUAUCGAUAAAACCACCUCCUCUACCUCCCAAGAAACAAGUGGAUCUCACUACUAAGCCUCCACCUCGACCUCCAUACCACACAGAUGAAUCACCCUAUGAUUUUAUAGAUAAGUAUGAGACUGCUCCAAAUAGCAUUCUAGGCAUAGAAAAAAGUCCCCCACUUCCUGUACCUGCUCGUAAAACGAAAUUUGAAAUGGAAGCUCCGGAAAGACCGAGAAAACAGUUUUUGUCAUCUAGUGCCGAAGAUUAUUUAACACCGAUCACAGUACCGGAAAAAUCAUCAGGAAUAUUAUUACCACCGCCUCAGAAAAGUACAAAAACAAAUGCUCAGUUGAAUAUUUCGUCAUUUCUGGACACAAAAAAAGAGAAUCCAUCUCUGGAAGGAUUAGAUAUCACACUGAGCCAACUGACAUUGAGCGGUCUGAACGAAUUAGCACAGAAACUGAAAAUACCAGCUGCCCAACUUAGCAAUAUGACCUUGGUGCAAUUAACAAAUUUUUUAUCAAAUUUUAUCAAAUCUAACAACAGCGUAGUGCCUCCAACCACAAAAGCGGAAAGCGACAUUGGCUAUUCGAAUAAUUUUGCUGAUUUUUCCAAUUUCAAACCGGAUUUUGCAACGAAUUUUUCCAAUUCGAAUUCCACCGAUACCACAUACGAUCGAUACGCCGUAUUCAGAGAAUUGAUGCAAGAAGAAAUCAAACAAACAAAAAUAGAUUCGGAACCAGAAGAAAUAUUAGAAGAAAAAGAAAAGCUGGAGAAUUCCAUAAAUAGUAACGUGAACUUGGAUUUGAAACCCUUGAACGAAGAACCUUCCAAAAGCGCCGAUCGGUACGCCGCUUUAAGAGAAAUAGUGGACAGCGAAUUAAAACAGACAGAACAUAAAGAAGAAAUAAACAAAAAUGAAGAUGCAGAAAUAACUGAAGAAGAAAAUAUAUUGAAUAACGAAAAUAUAAAUAACACUGAAACCUUGAAUAUUAUUAACGAAGAAAAUAAAUUACAAAAAGAAAUAAAUGAUAAAGAAGAAAAUUCGACGGUUAAAUCUAAUAUUAUUGAAUAUAUAACACCCCUUGAGGUAAAAAACGAUGAAGUUAUUAUAUCACCUGUUAAACAGUCUUUAAAGUCACCUGUUAAAUCCAGUGUAAUGAAAAGUCCUGUUCCGAAUGCUAUAACAGAAAUCGUACAGAGUAAUACCCGCUUAACGUCCGGUUCUUUAUCGGACGUUGUCAGUGGCAGUUCUCCUGAAAUCGACAACACUGCCAGUAACUCUGAUAUCGGUAAAAAGAUGACGGACGCUACAGCUGAAUCAUGGGCGAUAUUCGACCAAGAAUCAAAUCAGUUGGAAUCAGUAAAAGAAAAGCAAGCAGUACAAAGCGAAGAAGGGGUAUCUCCUUGGUCCAGUGAUUCCAAAGAAUUUGGAGGAGCUUCGCCACCAGGAUGGAUAAAUAAAGAUUCUGGUAGUGGAACCGAACAGUUUCCUCGAAAGAGAAGGGACCAAGAUGGGUGGUGGGAUACAGCUGCAGAAUCAGAAGCUCGAUAUUAUCCUGCGAAUCGUCGUUCUACUGACAGCUUCGACGAAGAAUAUUACGAGUGCUACGACCGACCAAGAAGACGUCGUCAGCAAAGUAACUGGCAACACGGUAAUCAAGCAGCCGGUGGGCACUCUUCCAGUUCAAGAGACGUCAGUCCGUGGGAGGAAGAACCACACAGACGUGAUAUUCGAGAGAUGAGGGAUCCUCGAACUGUCUACAGGCAUCCUAGAACUCAUUCUUUCGAAAGAAGAAGAGACAGGAGAGUUACUGACAGUUGGGACGAAGACGACGAUUACGAAUACGAAGAUGAUCAUUCUUCUAGACAUUGGGAGAGACACGGAUCCAGAGAAACCGAUAGAGAUAGUAGACAUAGCGUCGGCAACAGAGAACAUGAUAGCGAUAGAUGGUGUGACGAGAGAAGUGAAGAUAGAAGACAUAGAAGAAGAAGAGAUCCCAGAGAUCGUUGGUGUUGUCCCGAUUGGGAUCAAACAGGUCAAGAAAAGCCCCGGUAUGGUAGAUGGCGUGAUCAUAAGACUGACGAGAGGUACUAUAGUAGAGAAUCUCAAGAAUCUCCAUGGGAAGAUGAAUAUUCGAAUGAUCCCGAAGAUUCGCCUCAUUUUGUUACUAGUUCUAAAAGAAAUUGGAAACAACGACCUAGUAGUGCUUCGGAAAUUGACAGAAAAACGGGAGAGAUAAAAUCCAGACACUACCUUGCUACAGGAGGUAGUGAUGGAGAACGAGAUAGAAGAUACAAACCCAGUAGACGAUCUCGUAGCAGAGAUUCUCAAUAUUCUGAACCACCACAUAGACAUAAACCCGAUGCGGGACCAUCGAUCAAAACUACACACCGAUAUAAAUUUCCCGAAGACCCAGUUAUCUUGAAGAAGAUUCAGUCUGAAUUUAAAUUAGAUUCUAGCAAAAAACCUUCAACGCUUUCCCGAAAAAAAAUAAAAGAAAGUCUCAAAACAGAAGAAAGUUUGCCCGGUACUUUUCCGAGGAAAUCCAGCAGCCGCGGAAAGUUAGUUUUCGAAAACGAUUUCGUUUCGCCGGAACCCAGUCCAAUUUUAACGACCAAGUUGACAUCGAAAAUCGAUUUCGAAAAUGAUUUUGAAAAAUCUCUACCAUUAGAAAGCGUUCGCGAUAGACCUAGACCUGCGACGAAACUAUCUCCACGUUAUCAAAAAUCAAAAUCCCAUUUCGAAGAUGAUUUCUCGCCGACAGAAAAAGUCGAACUGGACGACAACAUAUCCAGUAUCAAAGAAGAAGCGGAUCGCGAGGACGAGGACGAAUUCAGCACCAGUAAUUUCGAAAACGCUUCGAACGGUCGUAAGAAGAUACUAUCCAAAAGCAGAUUUGCUUCUGGUUUAAGAACGGACGUUAAUCUGAAGAAAUCCGAAUCAGUGAACAUCUUCGCCAGAGAGGACGAUCCCUUUGAUGACGAUUUCUUUUGCGGCGAAGACACCGAAGGGGAAUUGAAAACUUCGCCGAGAACCACUGAAUUACGAUGGACUGACAAUUUUGAAAACUAGAUAUUUUUUUUAAUUGAUUUCAGGUCACUAUGCUACUUAAUUCUUCUAUUGAAUUUAUAUUUUCCAAAGGUUAUAACUGUAGUGAUCUGAUCUCUGAAAUUUUUAAUUUGAAAAGAAUCAAAUUCUUAAAAAAGUUUGAAGAAAACAAAAUAGAUAAUUAAGUGAUAAACGAGUUGAUAUUAUUUUAUAUUUUAGAUAAAUUUUCACCUUUCCUUGAAUUUUAACAUUGUUAUAUGUUAGAGCCAUGACAAAAAACGUACUCACUCAUUUAUAGUUUAAUAAUUUAUAUGAUGUAGUUAAGUGUGACUAUAUUUUAAAAAAAUAUAAUGGAACUUUUUUUGUAUGUUAAUUCUAUUUUAUUUAUUGAUAUUUGUACCUAAUAACUCCCCAGUUCAUUUUUUUUUCAAUAUAAUUUUUAUUUUGCUGUU
Messenger RNA from Diorhabda carinulata, 5615 nucleotides. RefSeq names its product protein disabled (gene Dab). Lineage: Eukaryota; Metazoa; Arthropoda; Insecta; Coleoptera; Chrysomelidae. The coding region runs from base 586 to 5187 and encodes 1533 amino acids. The transcript is spliced from 14 exons. The record is from RefSeq and is a predicted model, not a curated record.